Aegilops tauschii subsp. strangulata is the source of this 3626-nucleotide messenger RNA. Its product is annotated as aminopeptidase M1-C-like. Gene Ontology annotation, cellular component: membrane; cytoplasm. NCBI's taxonomy places the organism in Eukaryota, Viridiplantae, Streptophyta, Magnoliopsida, Poales, Poaceae. Gene Ontology annotation, biological process: peptide catabolic process; proteolysis. Gene Ontology annotation, molecular function: zinc ion binding; metalloaminopeptidase activity; peptide binding. The record is from RefSeq and is a predicted model, not a curated record.
CGCCUGUUUGCCCGAUGGAAGUCGAUACGCAACGCAGCAAGAGUUAGUGCACGGCCAGUGGAUUGCAUGCAUAAUUGAUCCAAUGGCUAACAUUAAUUAGGGCGACGUGGCUGCAUGAGAGGCAAAAAAAUAGUGGGAGGCUUCUAUUUAGAUAUAGAAAGACUAUAGUGUUUAUUGUACUGUCUGGCACUAUCAUAAAUUGAGCUGAGGUGUCCUUUGUCUUACUCUACGCUCCCAGCUAGGACCUCGACUCGGUCAAUCUCGCGGUGCUAUUUAUAUGCCAGCUCGCCGGUGCUGCACCACAGUGACCUAUAGGUUACCAUUGCGCAACAAAAAGCCAGCGUGUGUAUCUGAGCGUAAUCCUUCCAUGGCACCAGUGGCCGGAGGUGCGGCGACGGCGAUGCUGCAACUUCUCCUCGUCACUCACCUCAUCGUUGCCACCUGCAGCAACCGACAGGUUCGAUUCCGUCGCUGGCCACCCUAUUUUCGCCAGUUUUUACAGGAACGCAUAAGGGAACUGGGCCGGCCCAAAUCGUCGCUGGCCACCCUUUUUUCGCCAGUUUUUACAGGAACGCAUAAGGGAACUGGGCCGGCCCAAAUCGCGGCAGGGGGUGUGCCCUGCAGGCGCUCGUUAGCAAAAUGGCCUAUAACGGGCGCGCGCCUGUUUGCCCGAUGGAAGUCGAUACGCAACGCAGCAAGAGUUAGUGCACGGCCAGUGGAUUGCAUGCAUAAUUGAUCCAAUGGCUAACAUUAAUUAGGGUGACGUGGCUGCAUGAGAGGCAAAAAAAAUAGUGGAAGGCUUCUAUUUAGAUAUAGAAAGACUAUAGUGUUUAUUGUACUGUCUGGCACUAUCAUAAAUUGAGCUGAGGUGUCCUUUGUCUUACUCUACGCUCCCAGCUAGGACCUCGACUCGGUCAAUCUCGCGGCGCUAUUUAUAUGCCAGCUCGCCGGUGCUGCACCACAGUGACCUAUAGGUUACCAUUGCGCAACAAAAAGCCAGCGUGUGUAUCUGAGCGUAAUCCUUUCAUGGCACCAGUGGCCGGAGGUGCGGCGAUGGCGAUGCUGCAACUUCUCCUCGUCACUCACCUCAUCGUUGCCACCUGCAGCAGCCAACAGGCGGCAGGUCUCAGAGGAGCUGCUGUGCCUGCACUCGUCUCGGUGCCCAUGCCGACAAUCACGGCUGACUCACCAGAUCAGUUCCGCGGCAAGCUUCGACUUCCACGUUUUGCUUUGCCAAGCCACUAUGAGCUCCAUUUCCGCCCUGACCUCAUGUCCUACACCUUCUCUGGUGUGGUGGCAAUUACUGUCGUCGUCUUAGCACCGACCCGUUUCCUCGUGCUCAAUGUUAUGGAACUCACCAUUGACCGUGCAUCCAUUCACUUCAAGUUGUCUCAAUGUUUGGUGCCAACCGAGGUGGUGUUUUUCAAGGAUGACCAAAUUAUGGUGCUCGGGUUCCGUAAAGAGCUUCCACUAGGUGAGGGUGUUCUCAGGGUGCACUUCAAUGGCACCCUCAAUCAUGAGAUGAUGGGAUUUUACAGGAGGCGAAGUUCAAGGUAACAUUAGAAGUUUCAUCUGAGAUGGUAGCACUUUCCAACAUGCCUAUAUCUAGUGAGAUAGUGCGUGGUUCUAUGAGGAUUAUCCAUUUUGAGGAAUCACCUCUCAUGUCAACUUAUUUAGUUGCCAUGGUUGUUGGUAUUUUUGACUUUGUUGAGGAUGUAACAUCGAAAGGCACUAAAGUUCGUGUGUACACUGAAGUUGGUAAGAGUUCACAAGGGAAGUUGGCAUUGGAUGUUGGGGUGAAGUCAUUGGAUUUCUAUAAUGAUUACUUUGGCACUCCCUAUGCACUCGCUAAGUUGGAUAUGAUUAGUAUCCCUGAAUUUAAUUGGAUGGGAAUGGAGAAUUACGGACUGAUCACUUUCCAUCCCACGGUCUUUCUUUUUGAUGGUCCAUCUACAACAUCCACAAAACUACAGGAAAUUGCAGUACUUGUGGCACAUGAAUUGGCUCAUCAAUGGUGUGGAAAUCUUGUAACCAUGGAAUGGUGGAAUCACUUAUGGUUAAACGAGGGAUUUGCUACAUGGAUGAGCUAUCAAGCAGUAGAUUCCUUUUUUCAGAAGUGGAAUAUUUUGCUGGAUUUUCUUGAGAACACAAUGUCUACUCUUAAAUUGGAUUCAAUAGCAGGGUCUCAUCCUAUAGAGGUUGAAAUACACCAUAUCAAUGAAAUCGUUAGGAUUUUUGACGACAUCAUUUAUAUUAAAGGCGCUUCUAUUCUUCAAAUGAUACAUAGCUACAUUGGAGCAGAGCGUUUUCAGAUAGCAUUGAAGAAAUAUAUACAAAAGUAUGCCUACUCAAAUGCUAAAACAGAGGAUCUAUGGGUCGUGCUUGAAGAAGAAACUGGCGAGCCAUUCAAGGAUUUCAUGAGUACGUGGACAAAGCAACCAGGGUUUCCUAUAAUUAAUAUAAAACAUAAAGGGAAAGGAAUCCAAGUUGAACAGGCCCAAUUUGUGCUAGAUGGAUCCUCUCGAGCUGGCUUGUGGGAUGUGCCAAUAACUUUAAGAUGCUCUUCAUCAACAAAUAAAUUCAUUUUGAAACACAAGCAUGAUAAUUUUGAUGUAUGUGGUGAACGGGAGAGGGGUGGAAAUAUUUGGAUUAAGUUGAAUGUAAAUGAAACAGGGUUUUAUCGAGUGAAGUAUGACAAAGAAAUUAAAACUAGACUUCAGAACGCAUUAGAGGCCAAUGAGUUCUCUUCAAUGGAAAAAAUUGGAAUUUUGGAGAACUCACUUAUGCUUUCCAUAUCAAGAGAAGACACACUAGCAUCAUUGCUAUGUAUAGCGUAUACUUGUCGGGAAGUAGCCGACUACAAUGUUUUGACACACAUACAAGCUAUAACUAUAACUGUUUACCAUGUAUCUAUUGAUGCUACGCCUAACUUGGUUGCUGACAUCAAAAAGCUUGUCACUAAAAUUCUUCUGCCACCUACUCUAAAGUUGGGUUGGGAUCCCAAGGAUGGUGAGGGAGACCUAAUAGUAAGUUUGAGAGAAACUCUCUUGGUUUCCCUUGUAAAACUUGGACAUGAUCAUACCAUAAGUGAAGGUCUUCGACGCUUUGACACCUUAAUCCAUGAUCACAACUCUUCUAUCCUUUCUCCUGGUACCAGAAAGGAAAACUGGGACCGUGUCCUGAAGGUUAUUCCCAAAAGAGACCUAUUGUGGAGUAUUGUGCACGACAUUCUUCCAUUGUUCACUACCAAUGAAAAGGCAGAAGAGAUUGCCAAGGUCUUCAGAAACUACACAGAUCCGGAACUUCAGAGUGCACUGCAAGUGAAACUUCAGAUGGUGCGUAUCAACAUGAGAUGGAUCGACGGUAUCCAGUGUGAGCCCAACCUUGCACAGAUGGUGGAUGAAUUGCUUCACGAGCCCUAAUGUGUUGUUUUCUUGUAGUGUUAGCUUUAUGUGCUCAACAAUAGUGGGGAAGCUACAAGUUACUUCUUGAACGUACUAUUGUUGUCCGCAAUAACAUGUUUUUCUUAAUUAUUAUGCAUUGAAGAUGUCUCUUAUUUUCUAGAAUGAGAAUCCACCUAUCUAUGCUGAUGUUCAAAAGGCACCAAGGAAAUAUUUACACUUAAA